Molecule: messenger RNA, 903 nt
Organism: Acanthosepion pharaonis
Lineage: Eukaryota; Metazoa; Mollusca; Cephalopoda; Sepiida; Sepiidae
Source: the annotation of a GenBank genome assembly
AUGCACUUGUCGUCCUGGAUUGAACGACUGGAUAUUCCUACAGUGGCAGCUCAGAGAUCCUUUCUCUGGAUUUGGUGUGGAAAUGCUGAAGGCCUGGAGAGAGGAAGAACAUGUUUGAAACGCUGGGGCUUCCGAAGGUGUGAAGACAUUUGCUGGGUGAAGACGAAUAUCAAGAACCCAGGCCACAACAAAAAUCUGCAGCCCAAUGCUACUUUCCAACGGACCAAGGAACAUUGCUUAAUGGGCAUCAAAGGGACUGUGAAACGAAGCACUGAUGGUGACUUUAUCCACGCCAAUGUUGACAUUGAUUUAAUCAUCGAAGAGGAACCGGAAUAUUCCUGUAAGGAUAAACCUGUAGAGAUCUUUCACAUUAUCGAACAUUUUUGCCUGGGUAAACGGCGCUUGCACAUUUUUGGACGUGACAGCACCAUCCGCCCCGGGUGGGUGACUGUUGGACCUGAACUCACAAGCAGCAAUUUUAAUGCCGAAAUGUACAAACAGGUUGUCAACAAAGAUGCUCAUGGUCAUUUGACUGGCUGCACAGACGAGAUUGAACGUCUUCGGCCCAAAUCUCCACCUCCCAAAAAUAAACCCGGGAACAAUAACUCUGACCGGGGUAACAAAGAAGGUACAGGUCGUGGUGGCGUAUCAGGUCGAGGUGGCAACACCAAUCGUGGUUCGUCCCAGCAAAGAGGGAACAGCAACAAAGGCAUGUCGGUCGGAGGGCGGGGUCACAUGGGUGGGGUGGGUGGUGCUAUUUUUAUCCGGAUGCGGAUUUGGAGGUCAUUAUGUUUCUUUUUCAAAGAAUCGUGGGCACAGGGGCCAAAUGCAAAGAUGAUGACAGUGACGGCAUUUGAAGUGUUGCCAUCUCUCUCUCUCGAUUUUAAUGUACUGAGGAUUUAA